Caenorhabditis bovis is the source of this 3297-nucleotide messenger RNA. NCBI's taxonomy places the organism in Eukaryota, Metazoa, Nematoda, Chromadorea, Rhabditida, Rhabditidae. The record is from the annotation of a GenBank genome assembly.
AUGAGAUUCAAGAUGCGCUUCGCUCAAUUCCUUAUUUUGCUGAUUUCGGCAAUUCAUUCCGCCGCUUCCGUGGUUAAAAAGCGUGACGAAAGCAAUAGUUCAUCAUAUGCGAAAUUCGAUAAUACAGCUAAAUUGGAAUUGAAUUCACAACAGAAAAAAGUCAUAAGAAUCGGGCACAUUGGAGCUGUCGGUAUAAUGCCAAACGAUGAAAAAAUCUUGAACAUCAGCAAAGAGUCGCUCAUCGAAAAUGGAAUUAUCGGCGAUGACAUUGAAAUUGAAAUUAUCUCGAAAAAAACUUGCACCGAGUCAUUCGAAGGCGUCGCCGUCGCGGCAGAAUUAUAUCACGUUCACCAAGUUAGGGCAUUCAUCGGACCUUAUUGUUCAUCGGAACUGGAAGCUGUAACUAAAAUGGCCACAUUUUGGAAUAUACCCAUAAUUUCAUACUCAAAUGUACCGAAUGCGGUGUCUGAUAGAAGUGUAUAUAAAACACUUUCGAGAAUUUCGUCUAAAAACACUAAUUCACUGGCAGAAGCUACAGCUGCUUUAUUGUUGCAUUAUAAAUGGUAUCGGGUUGCGAUUGUCACGAAUACUGGAAGCACUGCUUAUGAAAAAGUUCAAGUUUUUGAGGAAAUCAUUCACCGUGUUGGUAUUCAAUUAGUCAAAAAGAUUACUUUUGAUGAAAAUUCGGACGCAAAGGAUAUGGUAAAUUCCGGACAACUUAACGAUUUGGCUAGCAACGCAAGAAUUGUCAUACUGUUGUUCUCAUCAUCGCGAGAGCUUUCGAAAGAAUUCAUGCAAGCCACGUUCACUGUUGGAAUGAACAACGCUGAAUAUGCAUAUAUUAUUCCUUGGAUGCAAACAAGCACAGGCGAUUCGACACCUUGGAUUGGAUCAGACGGCGAAAUGAUGCAACGUGUGAAGGAUCACUAUGCCAAUGCGAUUAUUGUUGAUGACGUUAACGGAUUCGAUGACACAGUCGUGAGUUCAUUCGUGGAAAAAGUGGAGAAGCACGGAUUGACAAAAGAUGACAUUUCUGUUAGCGACGUUUACGGCUAUAUUCAUCUGUUUGACGCUCUUAAACUCUAUGCUCUGGCCAUCAGAAAAGUGUUAAACCAGACGGCAAAUGAAGCAUAUAUUACAAACGGACAAUACGUUUGGAAUCAGAUGAGACGAAUGAGCUUCGAAGGUGUCGUUAGCAGGGCAGCAAACGAAGAAACAAAAGAUGCUGGUUCUGUGGGUACUGUCCUUAUGGACGAUGUCGCUGAUCGAGCCCCAAUAUUUGCCGCGUUCUUCAUAUCUCCAAAUAGAGAUCGUGUUAUGAGAAUGGUGAAUAUGGAGAGCGAAUUGCUUGCGAAUUGCGACGGAAUCAAAAACAAGAGUGGAUGCUUCCAAUUGAAGUUGACCGAUGCGAUGAUUGGCUUCUGGCCAAGUGAAGAUGGAUCGAUGCCACUAGAUGAGCCCGCGUGCGGAUAUCGAGGACAAAAAUGCAGCUAUCUGCUAGAAAUUAGUGUUGGAUCCCUUGUCAUUCUACUUGCCUUACUCUCAAUUAUUUUCCUAUGCCUCUUCCGAUAUUGCGAAAAUAAGCAAUUGGAGAAAAUGCCGUGGAGAAUAUUCCAUGAUGAUUUGCAAUUUAUCGAUGAGGAACAGGUCAAAUCAAUGAUGUCUGUUGGAUCGACGAGUACCAAAUUGAGUAACAUGAAGACGGGACAAAAGCAGCACGCAAUUAUUGGUGUGAACACACACGCAACUUAUCACAAGUACCCACAAAGACGACCAAUUCGAUUCUCAAGGGAAGACAUGCAGCUUCUAACACAGAUGAAACAAGCAGUUCAUGACAAUUUGAAUCCAUUUCUCGGAGUUGCAUUCAAUGAAAAAGAGGAAAUGCUAGUGCUAUGGAAGUUUUGCAGUCGCGGAACUGUUCAAGACAUCAUUUAUAAUAUGAAUGUAGUACUUGACGAGAAGUUUCACGCUGCAUUUGUGCGAGACAUCACAUUGGGACUUGAAUACCUGCAUGCUUCACCAAUCGGAUACCAUGGUUCUUUGACACCAUGGGCAUGUCUCAUAGAUCGAAACUGGAUGGUGAAACUCUCCGAUUUCGGAAUCGCAAAUCCUCUUGAGCGAUGGGAAAAGCAAGGAUCGAUAACUAUCACUGCUGUGAAAGACGAAGAAGAUAAAAGCCAAGCAGCACAAACAACUUCCGUCCUCUAUCAAGCACCAGAACUUCUAAAAAAUCGAGAGCAAAACAAGAGGAGGGGAGCAGAUCAAGCGUGGAUAAAGCAGUCCAUGUCGAGAAGACAAGCUGGAGAUAUCUAUUCAUUCGGAAUGAUUAUGUACGAAAUAUUGUUCAGAAGUCUUCCUUUCCGAGAAAAUACAAACAUAACUGAACUCUGUGAGAUGGUGAACAAUGGCACGAAGCAGGUAAUGCCGGAGAUUCAGAAUCAACUCGGUCUUCAUCCAGAUCUAAAUGCGCUUUUAAGAGAUUGCUGGAGUGAAAAUCCGGAGAUUCGGCCUUCAGUUCGUCGAGUUCGUCUAAAUACGGAAAUGGUUCUUAAAACGAAAGGUUCUCUCGUUGAUCAGAUGAUGCGAAUGAUGGAACAAUAUGCAAACAAUCUCGAGAAACUUGUAGCCGAACGAACGGGCAUGCUGGAGGAAGCGAAUGUGCGAGCUGACAACCUUCUUUCGCAACUCCUUCCAGCAUAUGUCGCAAACGAACUCAAAAUGGGUCGAUCUGUUCCACCUAAACUUUAUGCUUCGGCGACAAUUCUCUUCUCAGACAUCGUUGGCUUCACAACAAUUUGCUCGAAUUCGACUCCCCUCGAAGUCGUCAACAUGCUCAACGUGGAGACGAUUGGAGACGCGUAUAUGGUAGUGUCGGGAGUUCCGGAAGAGAAUGGACACGACCAUUCGAUGAACAUUGCCAACGUCGCUUUGGACAUGCGACAAUAUUUGACAGGCUACUCAAUUCCGCACAGAACGACGCACCGAAUCCGAUGUCGUUGGGGAUUCCAUAUGGGUCCUGUUGCUGCUGGAGUUGUUGGUCUCACCGCACCCAGAUACUGUCUUUUCGGUGAUACCGUGAAUGUUUCUUCAAGAAUGGAAUCAAGUGGAUCGCCGGGAAUGAUUCAAAUGAGUUACGAAGCGCACAGCCACCUCAAGAAUCAUCACCCACACUUUGUCACCGUUGAGAGAGGCGAAAUUGAAGUCAAGGGUAAGGGCAAAUGCCUCACAUUUUGGCUCGAGGAUCGCGAAGGCGAUUUAAGUACACAAAAUUAUAUCAAUAACAUUGAAGGUUGCUGA